UGUCAAAGUCGCAUAAACUAAUUAAUUAGAUCAAAUGACAAGAAAAAAGAACAAGCAAAUCCAAAAAUAGAAGAAGAAAGAAGAGAAAUGAGCAACAAGGGAGAAAAGAAAAAAAGAAUGAGUACAUUGAAGUUUUACACUUUAAGAUUAUAAAAUUAUCUGAAAAAUCCUGACGAGAUGAACCAAAAAACCUAAAGAAAGCUACCAACACAGACCACUUAUAAAAUUCAUUGUAAGACCUAUAUUCUUAGCUUGAAGAAAUUACGAUCCCUUUCUUGUACUGAUUAUUUAUUUUCAAGGGGGCUCACAACAGCUUGGUUCUGGGCUCGGAUUUCUUGAACAUUAGUUGAGAUUCGUCAAUUGGUGGUUGUUUUGGAAAAUUGAGAGAUGGGGGAUCAUUUUGUGUUGCUGGUGAAUCGGCUGUUAACUGAAUCCACAUUAGAAGCUGCAAUUGAGAGCAGAAACCUGUCGAUGCAAGCCACAGCAUCAACAGUUGAUGACACUAAAAUUGAUAAAUCCUCCCAGAAAGUGGAUUUUGGUGAUAUAUCGACUCCAAGGAAAUUGGUGGAGUGCAGGAUAUGCCAGGAUGAGGAUGAUGAUUCCAAUAUGGAGACACCAUGUUCUUGUUGUGGCAGCUUGAAGUAUGUUCAUCGCAGGUGCGUACAGAGGUGGUGUAAUGAGAAGGGUAACACUAUAUGUGAGAUAUGCCACCAGGAGUUCAAACCUGGUUAUACAGCACCAACUCCCUUGUUCCAAAUUGGGUUUCCAGUGAACUUCAGGGGAAAUUGGGAGACUUCCAGAAGGGAGUUAAAUGGUCCUCACUUCAUAGCAGUGGUCUCAACUGAACGUAACUUUUUGAACAAUGACUAUGAUGAGUAUUCAGCGUCAACUACAAGAAAUGCAAUCUACUGUCGGUUAAUUGCUGUAGUUUUCAUGGUUCUUUUAAUUCUAAGGCACUCUCUUCCUCUUGUUCUUAAUGGAACCAACUAUAUCUCAUUCCCGGUAUUUAUGUUGUUAUUUCUACGAACUGCUGGGAUUAUUCUUUCAAUCUAUGUCAUGUUAAAAGCAGUGACUGCUCUCCAGCGUUGCUGCCUCCAUCAGGAGCCUCCAAAUUCGUCAUUUCAUUCAUAUGAUGAAGAUGCUGAGCAUCCAACCCUGCAGCCUCGGCCACAUAUAAUAAAUGUUCAUUAGAAUCUGCCAGAUCUUCAAGUUACUAGUUUGUUUCAAGGUAGAUGGAGAUAAUUUCAUUCUCAAAUGUGAAAAAAAGAUAGAAAAAUCAAGUUUCCAAGGUGCCUUCCUCACGGGGCAAAGUUUAAUGGGUUCUGAUUUCUGAAAGAGCACGGUAUCUUGUUUGUUGACAGUGACAAACAAACGACAGUUCCCUGGAAGACAAUAGUGAUUUAGAUUCCUAGUUUUGCAUUUUCUUUACUUCUCCAUCAUCCAAAUGCUUUGUACAGUUAAAAAAGGUUCCACUGUGUAUACAAACAUUUAUACGAAGAACACAAGCUGACCUAACGAGUGCAAGUCUCUAUCUUUCCAUCCCUA
Molecule: messenger RNA, 1545 nt
Organism: Populus nigra (black poplar)
Lineage: Eukaryota; Viridiplantae; Streptophyta; Magnoliopsida; Malpighiales; Salicaceae
Exons: 8
Coding region: 388-1191 (267 amino acids)
Biological process (GO): protein ubiquitination
Cellular component (GO): membrane
Molecular function (GO): ubiquitin-protein transferase activity; zinc ion binding
Source: RefSeq, a predicted model, not a curated record